Schistosoma mattheei is the source of this 3996-nucleotide messenger RNA. The record is from the annotation of a GenBank genome assembly. NCBI's taxonomy places the organism in Eukaryota, Metazoa, Platyhelminthes, Trematoda, Strigeidida, Schistosomatidae.
UGGACGUUGAACAACUUGUUUAAGUUAUGUUAUAGCGGUAUACAUUCGAUAGUGAAGCUCCUUGCUCUUAUCGAGACGUCCUUGGUAUCUGUCCAUUUAUUAUCGUUAAACGGCUUUCUUGUUCGUUUCCCAAAUAUACUUAUCAGUACGCACAUUUUCCUCAUCAACGUAAAAUGUCAGGUCAGUCACAACGUGGGAAGACGAAGUCUUUGAGAGCUCGAAAUCAGCGUAUGUCAAUGCCCCCCAUUAAUCCUUUGCGUGUGGCGCAUGCUCAGAAUGCCUCAAAUGACAACUUGGGGAUAUACGCGAACCCCAGACUAACGUAUAUUCUUGGACGCCAUGUUAUUGUAAGCAUAACUUACUUCAUUUAUGUGUAGGGAAAUGUGGGGGAAAUCAUUACUCUUGAAGGCGACCAUGUCCACGGUGUGAUAAAGGCUAUUUCUCCUUCCGUAAGUCCCAAUUUUAAUAUAUUGCAAGGCUGAUCUCGGUAUAACGUACGCUCAAGUUGCACAAAAAAAUGACAAAGGUAAUCGUAAGAACGUGGCUGACAAAACCAUUCUCUGGACAGAAAUUAAAAUGGUUCAAAUAUCUAACGUUAAAAGGUUGGACUGCCUAGUCGAUGAUAUAAAAACGGACAGUGAGAUCGCCAAAGACUGUUCAACUAACAACUUCGUGGAAGACAAGGAGCUGGUGCCGUUCUUUGCCUCGUCUGAUGUCGUCAAAGACUGUUUACUUGAUCAGGGAAGCUUUUCUGCGAUGGAAAUGUUUGAGACGAAUGAAAAAAUGUUUUCUGUCGUUUCCACGUAUAAUGACGAUCUUCGAGAGUAUACGACACCUGUUGACAGGUCUGCUCCAAAUUUCUCUGAAACCGAGGCGCGGUGUGCAAAACUGGCGCAAGACAUCACAGAAAAUUCUUCAUGUAUUAGUUUAGUUGACAAUGAAGAUAUUGGGAUGGAAAAUGAGGAGGAAAAGUAUAGUGCUGUUAGACGCAACGGGACAGUCCAGAAUUCGAUGCGGAAUGCGAAAAGCAAUUCUCGAACAAAUCUAGUUCCUGCAGAAACUCAAGUCAAUUGCCUUGGCAGUCAACUGUCUCAGGUAUGUAUUCAGUCAAGUAAGCCAAGUCACACCGAAGCUGUUCGUGUGAGUAUAUCUGUUGGGGAUGCACUAAAGUCAGACGUUGUUCCACAAGUUAAUGGAAUAUCUAAAUCCAGCACCCAAGCCGAUAAGGAUAAGGUCAAACUAUGUCACGACCAACCUACUAAAGUGUCUACACCUACUUGCGUGUGCACGUCAGCACCUGCGAAAACCAAUGUUGUUGAUGUACCUGUGUCGUCUGUUAGUAAAUCAAGCAGUACUGAAGAGCGUGUUAAAAAAUCAACACUCGAUCCCAACGCUCCUGAGUUCCAGCCUAUGGGUUUGUCUUAUACUUCACAUUCUGUUGCUACUGUGCCUCCUACUCUUCAACCUAGUUUACCUACUCUAAACAUGCCUAUUCCACAUUACGUAUCAACGGUAAACGUUAUUUCUCAAGCCUCUCAAUUACCGACACAAGCUACGUUUAUUGCUGCAGGUCAGCACAUGUAUGCACCUUACUCCUAUGGUCACCAGACACAUAUUCAACAACUACUACCUACUCCAGUUUGUUCCAAUGGACCUGGCACAAACCCUCAGCAUGUCCGAGGUAGUGCAUUACCCCAGUCUGUUAAUCAACAAAGCUAUGUCACUCAUGGUAGUAAUAUGAUGCAUCAGUUGGGACAGAAUGCUACAUUAGGGCAGAUUAUUACAGCUCCUCAGGUGAUUACAGGUCAGAACUCCACAGGUCGCCUUCCAGUUUGUCCUUCGUCUUCCGUCAACUUCACACGCCAACGUUCCAAUGAUUCACCUUCUUCGGUAACCCACUGUACAUCGUAUCCCGUCCAGCAGUCAACUAUGUCUAUUCCCACCUUCCAAUCACAAGCACUAUACCAGUUACCUCAACCAAACGGUACGUUCCCUUACUUGGUUUCCAGUCAUCCUCCGGUGGGACUGCAGUUCCUUCCUGGUUUGCCUACUGCUGUCAGUUCUGGUUUGAUGAUGGGAGGUGUUCACGUAUCACAACCUUCUAGUCAGCAAAUAUGCCCAACUCAUACCAUCAUGCAAAUGCAACCUGCGCAUCUGCAAGUUCCUGUUGGACAACCAGAUCAGAUUAAUCAAACAACUACACCUCAACAAACCUCCCAAUCUCAGCAAUUAUUCUCUCAACACUUUCAAGAUCAAUCCCACUCCAUCCAAAUCCCUUCAUACGCAAAUCUCCAAGCUCCAUAUCAUCACAAUCUAAUGUUCGCUCCUCAACAGAAUUCCCCUGGGUUUUAUCCCGGGCCAUCUGCAAUGAUAGCGGCACCAGGAGUUAAUCAUAUUGCUUCUGGCUUAUCACCCAUCGUUGGCCAACCGAAUCCUCAUCCACUGGGUGCCAGCGUGGCAAAUCAGUCGAAUCAAUCCGACUCUUCUUCAACCGCCUCCCAGCAGUUACAGCAGACUCAUAUUAUGUCUCAACCGAAUUGCCAACCACAACAAAUGUUACAACAUUACCCAGCAAUCCCUCAACCUCAUCUGCUACAAACACAGCAACUGUCCGCAGCUCAACAUAUAGCCGGUCACCAUAUCCCCGGCAACCACACUUACCAUGCGCUGAUGGCAGCAAUGGCGGCCGGUGGUGGAGUGGGAGCUACACAAGCUCAUUAGUUACUGGGUGUUUUGUAAUGCCGUUGACUGACAAGUAAUAUAUUCUAAGACAAAUUCCAGCGCUUUGUAAACUACCCGAUGCCUUUCAUUCUUGACACUAUCUUUAGGUGUCUCAAGUAGUAUUUUGUUGAAUCGAUCUCCAGAAAUAUGCAGGUGUAAUCUCAAAUCAUCGUGGUUUUUCCUGUUUCUGCAGUGUGUUGACAAUGAGUCCUAAAUUGUUGUAGAUGAUUCUUCUCAAAUUGUAAAGAUCGCUUGUAUGCAAAGUUUAGUAAAAUAUAUCAUCGCUAUGCAAAUAAUAUUUAUUACUGGUUCGUAGCGUAUUUUAUUUUACCUAGAGCUGUGGACUGCACAACAACUUUAGAUUUAAUUCAGAAACAGUUCAGACGCGUCACUUAAGUCCGUUUUGUGACAAAUCUUGCGACCACUAGACGUUAGUAACAUCCAGUAAGUUAUGGACUCCAUCGUACGCCGACCCUGGUGGGUUGCCCGUGUGCUGACGCAUUUUCCGGUGUGGUUAGUGCCAUCUAGACUUGCAGUGAUACCGUGUGCUGAAGUAGUUUGUAUUUACCAGCAGCUGAGUGGCGAUGUACAGCGUGGGUCCGUCAUACAGGUAGGUCUAAUAUCAGCUCCGUAUUUCGACACAGUACAGAGACCGGCCUGGUAGUCAGAUUUCUGGAUAAUUCGAGCAAGCAAAUUGUUCCUAUGUUUUCUAAACGUGAGAUCAUUGUAAAGUUACACGUGGCAGCUCCCUUGCGUGGUGAUUGCUUUGGUGCAGUGGUUGUCCGUAGCAAUUUCUAAAUUCGCGGCUUUUGAGGUGAGUGCAUAGCUAGUGUAAUCUUGCAUCUUUCUCUUGCGUGUUAUUGUCCCGCAUGCUUUCGCGCGGAUCCGUCCCUUGCCUGAACUUAAAUAUUCAUGUUAAGCCUUUUAGAGCGAUGAUUAGGGUGUUUGAUUCCCGCCUUAUCCCUCCAGCAACUCGAGUCAGUGUGAUUUCACUACCUCUCAUUAAGAGUAUGUCUAAGCGAACUAAUGACAGGGAACAUAAGAAUACACACGCAAAUGUCUUGCCUGUCGUUUGGAGAGUCGGACACCUCGAGUUCUUACCUCUCUAACAUUAAGUCGACGACGAUUUGUCUUAUUUCCGCGUAGGUUAGCUCCUCUUAACUCGAAAGUCUCCUACACUUGCCUCACUCUUCAAUCACGAGAUAAAUAUUUAGAUGAAGUCGACCGGAUUUAGGAAGUUUAUUUACUGAUAAUGAGACCGUCGUUCAAUAUAGA